CAUUCAUUCAUAAGGCGGAUCACGUGGGUCCAGUGUGGCUGUGCUUUUAGGCAGGUGUUUGUUCGGCCCUCCGACCGAUAGGGGGCGCUGUGUCGGUGGUGUGCGGAAAGUCAGGUGGACAGAUGAAGGCGGAUCUGUAGUUGGGUCCUCUCUGGCUGUGUGUGCAUCGGACAGGUGAGUUUAUGUAUUCCGUGUCUUCCUCUAUCAGAGUCGGGGCUCUGAUAAUAGCUGGCAUUGCUGUCGUGGUGUGUAUGUCUCCUGUUCUGCUGAGGCUUAUAGGAUUGCGAGCAUUCUCAAUGGCCACCGAGGCCUAUGCGUCUGGAUCCCUCUCUGCUGCUUAUGUCACUUGUCCUAAUGACAAAGUGGCCAAAGACAUUGCCAGGGGUCUGGUGGAGAAGAAGCUGGCAGCCUGUGUGAACAUUAUACCACAGAUCACCUCCAUAUAUGAAUGGAAAGGGAAGAUCGAGGAGGACAGUGAGGUCUUACUGAUGAUUAAGACCAGGUCAUCCAAAGUUCCAUCUCUAACGGAAUAUGUCAGGUCUGUCCAUCCAUAUGAAGUGUGUGAGGUGAUCAGCGUCCCCAUAGACCAGGGGAACCCUCCGUACCUCUCAUGGGUUGAAGAUGCGGUGCCAAAAUGAGACUUUGAUAUCUCCACCGUCACUGUGUGAUGAUCUAAAAGGGUCAGUCCUCCCCGAAGUGAUGGCUGGAGGCGGAGCUUUGUGGGCCAAUUCAACCCCUGACUUCUUAUAUGUUUUGAAUGCAUCAAUUGUUUCUGCCAUGGUUCCUGGCUCUGUUUCUUGGAGUUGUGUGUGUUUUUAGCUCCUCCUGUUACAUUCACUAUAUUAUGAAAUGAAUAUAAAAUCCAGCAUGGAGGGUGAGAGCCGCUAGUAAUGGGCACAGCAGGUAAGCAGACCAAAGAACUCAGAGAUCACACUAACUUAGAUUUAGGAAAAAAUCUGAAAGUUUAACUCCUCAGCAUCUACCAAAAAAUACAAAUAUCACUUUUUGGCUGGACUGACCCUUUAAGGAAUGAUGUCAUCAGAUGUCAGAAUUAUAUUAAAGUGUUUACAAUUACAAAUA
Molecule: messenger RNA, 1080 nt
Organism: Rana temporaria (common frog)
Lineage: Eukaryota; Metazoa; Chordata; Amphibia; Anura; Ranidae
Gene: CUTA
Product: cutA divalent cation tolerance homolog
Exons: 7
Coding region: 183-638 (151 amino acids)
Biological process (GO): response to metal ion
Molecular function (GO): copper ion binding
Source: RefSeq, a predicted model, not a curated record